CGGGGCCGGGGAGGGCAGGGCCGCCCGGAAGUCCUGACCUGCAGGUGGCGCCGGCCGGAGGCUGGGGCGUUGCUGCCACCAGUGGGCGGGGCAGCGGGGCAGCGGGGCGGGGGCACCCUCACCUGUCCGUGUGUGGGGAUCAGCCUGGGCUCCGUGGCCUCCGCUUGCACCGGACGUGGACCCAGGCUACCGGUGGGCAAGAUAGAGGACUGAGCCCAGGCACGCACGGCUGGCCAGGUGGGAUCCCCACCCCCGCUCAGCCUUCUUUCUGCAUGGAUGCUGAAGGACCAGGCUCACUUGAAGUUCUGAGUUUGAGCAGUAAGGUGGAAACAAAGAAACCAAUGGAAACAAAGAAACAAGUCAUUGUGGCAAAGCUCCCCACCACAGAGAAGCUGCCCUGAGUGGAAGGGAGGGUGUGGGCAUGCCCAUUUGUUUCGUGUCUCCCAGUGCUCUUCGCUUUCUUAUUGCAGACCUGCAUGGUUACAACAAAAUGAUCUGCAAAACUGAAAAUAUUUACUCUCUGGCUUUUACAGAAAAGGCUGACCAGCCUCUGGUUCCCGUACCGGUCAACUGAUUGGAGUACCUUUCCAGUUUGGAAACAUCUGGGCAGGCCCAGCUGGUAAGUUUACUUUUCUACUUUGACCAAGCAAACUGAAGCCAACAGAAGAGAACUUUCACCAGCAACUCCCAGCACAUCCGCUCGCCUUCUGAUGUCUGUGACCUCACUCUCGCUGCCCCACCUCUUAUUACAGAUUGAACAGGAUCCAGGGGGAAGUACCAAGCCUGUCCCAUCGGCCAUCCUGUGUGUCAUGUCCUGUGACCCAGUGGAUGCUCAGCACCCUCCAGCUGAAGAAACAGAUUGCCUUAGGUACAUGAAAGGUGAGGACACCUACUAUCCCCAUGGAGCGCAGGUGGGGCUGGGAGUCUGCUGUUUGUACAGCCGGUGGGCUCGUGUUGCUUUGGGCAUCCCUGUGCCUGAAUUCCUGCAGUACACUCGGUGCCUGUUUCCUAAUCUGCAAAACUGGAAUGAUGUUAACCAUCCCGCAGUGCAUUCCAUGGUGCAUCCUCGCCUAGAAUUGAGUGGAAGCAAGUCCAUCUCAGAAGGGACAUACCUGAAGAGAAAUGGCUUUCCAGACUCUGAAGGGCAGAGAAAGCACCAGCCUGGGUUAGAGAAAGAGAACAGCAUCUCUGAGCCCGCCCUUGGUGACCUCACAGAGAUCACCCUAGUGGCCCAGGCUAGUGACCGGGAACAUGUACCUUCCUGCAGCCAACCCCAGACGUCCACUGAUGCAUCAUAUACUGGCAAAGAUCCUGGCCUGGGGGGGUGUUGGCCGCCGGAGAUUCGCCAGAUGUUGGACUCCAGCUUAACCACCGGAAGUGGGCAGGAUGUGCUGAGGGGGCGGAGGCAGCCGCCAAGGCAGCGACGGAGGGGGCUGUCCCUGGCCAGCCGGUCAAUUUGUUCCCAUCUCAACAUUUGCUGUCCCAGUUUCGCAGGACGCCCUUCUCCAGUUUAUCCUUCUCCUGGGAGGUGACAUUUUAGGUUAUUGGGUCCCAGAUUGCUGGCACACUCAUCCCUGUUCUCAAACAUCUUUUAAACUUGGGUGAAGUGAUAAGUUGGGGAAGAAGAUGAUUUACUGAAAGUCUCCCGAGAAGAGAUUCAGACUGAACAGCUUUGUGUCGGACUUUGGAAGACCGCUGGUGCCCAAGGGGUUCUCUGGCAGCACAAUGACGAAUCUAGGUCCCUCUUUCACUGCUACGUCAAUGAAGUGGACCGCAUGGACAAGGCCAAAGCUGGUAUCCCAACCAUAGCCCUUGACAGUGAUGUUCGGCUCCAGGAAGCCAUCAGAUGCAGCAGGUGGCCAGAGAAGGAGCCUAACGGGCUCAUGAAAUGUGACACCCCCAGCUUCAUCAACACGGACCAGAACUCUUCCUUUGGGGAAGAUGAUCUCCUGAUUUUGGAACCACCGAUUGUUCUAGAAAAUAAGCCAGUUGCCCAGACCUCACACAAAGACUUGAAUUGGAAAUGUGCUUUGUCAAGUGUUUCUCUGAAGAUGUGAAGUCUGUCUUUGUAUGGCAGGAAGUCCCCUUUCACAAAAUUGUAUGUGUUUGUGUCUGAGAGAGAGAAAUGGAGACAGACAGAAAGACGGAGACAGAAGAGAGCCCCCUCAGAAGAGAGCUAGUUAAGCACCCCAGACUGACGAAGACAGUGGAGAAUGCCUCUGAGUUUGGCACUGAUUGCCUGGAGAAUGCUGAAACCCAGGGAAGUGGGCAGCACAGACGUUUACUCAUUUAAUCCUGCCAACACAGUAGGAGAUAGAGUCUACAUAUUCCUCGCUACUUAAAAGAUCCCUGCCUUCUCUCUGCUCCUCCUGUCCAUGUCUCUCCCUCCACUUUUCCCCUUCUCCCCUCCUCCUCCCAUCUUCUCCGUCCCUCCCUUCCCCAACUUCUCUUGCAGAACACAGAGAGGAUAGCUGGCCCUCCUGCGCAUGCGCAGUCUGUGCCAGCUGGACCGAGGGUUGGAAGCUGCAACUCCGAGCCGGGGAUCGGCCCCAAAGGCUUCUCAGCUCUUUCGCCCGCUCAGUGGUGUGGGCGCUGCUCCCCGGGCUGAGAGCCUCCGGCUGUGAACCCCAGCUUCUCCUGUUGGAGUCGGGAAAAGGGAGCGUCAGUGCUGAGCGAGCUUCCGUCUCCUCCCUCAGUGUUUCUGCCCCAGUACGUUUUGGUUACUGAGACCCUCGAAUUCCCAUAUGAAUUGUAGCAGCAGCUAGUCAGUUUCUGCAGAGGAGACCGCAGGGAUUGUGAUCGAGACCACGUUGAAUAUACGGAUCGUUCUGGGGAGCACUGCCAUUCCAAAAGCGCUGUCUUCUGAUCCAGCAAUGUGCGUGGUUUGUCCAGGUGCCCUCACCUCCAGUAGCAUCCAUCCAGACACCGGAACUGACACUGGCCGUGCUCCGAACUGCCUCAGCCCUGAAGACACAACUGACAAAUAGAAGGGGACCACGCCCUGUUACAGCAGGUGCUCUCACUUUGUGGAUCCUUAUGUAACUGAGCGGUGUUAAUCAGGAUUGCCCGUUCUACAUUGUGUGGCGCUGCUGCGGUGUCUCCUAGUUACUUGUUUCUCUCGCUUUAUUCACUCAGGGGUAUAUCAUGGACGUCCUCCCACUCCAGACUCACCCGGCCCUUUCAGAUAGAUUGGAGGGGUCUCCUGAUGUGCGGGUGUCGUCUCUUGUCCACGGAAACAUUUGGUGCGAGACUGCUGUGGACAAGGCCCUGGACCACGGCGAAACGCCGGCUCCCUCAGCGCCCGCAGCUCGCCUUGAUUUACCGCAUCAUUGUCUUGAUGGUGGACAGUUAAGUUUUCUCCAUUUUCCACUGUCAGAAAGAAUGUUUGAGUUGCAUCCUUCUUGUACAGAACUUCCUGUGAUCUUGUAUGUGUAUUCCUUUAGUUAAGGCUUCUGGAAAUUUAGUCCCUGGAUGUGACAUUUACAUUCAUCACAGACUCCUUUCAAGUGACUAGAAAUUCCUUCUCCAUUGGGGAAUGAAAAAAUGCACAAUUACUUAUGUAACCAAUUCUCUAUCGCUGGAUAUGAUUUCACUUCAGUUUUUCUUCCCACCUUUGUAAACAGUGCUGUGUAAAUGCCCUGAUGGGUACAUCUUUUUGGACUGAUUUUUUUUUCCUAAAGGAAACGAUUCCUAGAAGUGGAGUUGAGUCAGUGUGUAUGUACGUUUUUCAGAGCUUACAAAUCCAUUGAUAUGUCAUCCUCUGAAAAAGUCGCUCAUGAUUUGUUCUCCCACAGAUGGACACUAGCUAGAUUAUCUUAAAAAUAUUUGCCAAUAUGAUAAGCAAAAGUGCUUUUUCAUUGUUUUUUUUUUGCAUUUGAUGACCAGUGAAGUUUUGAGCAUUUUUCACUCAUUAGUCAUUUGACUUUUUUAAAAUGAAUGAUUCCUUUUGUCCUUUGCCCACAUUUAAGUGAGGGAGCUUCUUGUUGCUUUGUGACAGCUUUUUGUAUGUUAUGAAAAUUAACUUCGUGAAUUCAUCAACAUGUAUCACAGAGCUUUUUCUUGUCAUUUCUUUCCUUUCAUUUUGUUCAGGAAGUUUUCUGAUUUUUGUUGUGGCUCAAACUAUUCUUAGGAUAGUAAAUGUCUUCCUUAUGGGUUUUAUCUUUGACAUUAUUCUUAGAAAUACUCUCUUAUAAUGGAAUAAAUCUCUUCUGUAGGUAUUUUUUAAUCUCUAAGAUGGAGAUUAUAAUAGUACAUGUUAUAGUGAGGAGAAGUUGAGUUAAUAAGAGCAAAGAGUUGUAUUUGCUGUUACUAGUACUUUUUAAUAUUUACAUCGCUAUCUGCAAUUUAUCUUGUGGUCAUUAUGACAGGAGUAGAAUUUAUUCUUUCCAGGUGAUUCUCUGUCCCAGGACAAUUAUCGAAUUCAAAAUUUUCUCUUUGAUUUGAAAUCCCACCUGUACAAAAUACUUACAUACACUAGAGUCUUUUUUGAGCUCAUGGUUCCCUUCUGUCAAUCUCCUUUCCUUACUCCAGCACCAUAUCUUACAUGUUGUAAAAAUUUAUUUAAUAACUGGCAGUCUGAUUUUUUUUGAUUCUUUUCUUCCAUCCCAAAUUUUCUUGUCAAGUAUUAUGACUUUAUUAUUCCUGAAGAAUUCCAAAAUAUUUUGUUCAAGUUAAAAAAAAUCAGAUUGGAAUUUUCAUGGGAUUUUUUAGUAAGUUUUGAAUUAUUCUUAGGAGAACUUACAUCUUUACAAAACUGCUUUUCUCCAUGCAAUAUGUUUAUGUCUCUACAUUCAUACCUCUUACUUUAACCCUCAGUACAGUCCUGAAGUUUCUCCAUUUAGAAUAUGGGCAUUAUUUUUGAAUUUAUUCCAGAUUAUUGUUUAUGUUUUUGUUAAUUUUGUAAGUGAGAAUUUUUUGCUAUUAUAUUUUUAAAUGUUUAAAACUGACAUUUAGAAAGGAAGAUUCGGUUUGUCAAUACUCACUUUGUAACUUGUCAUUUAAAAUUGUAAGUAUUAAGUACUUGUUCCAGAAUCCUUUCUUUUCUGUUUUUUAAAAUUUGUUUCCAAGAUUCUCAAAAUGUUCAUAGCUAAGUAGUAUAGGUGGGGACACAGAUGGAGAGAGGAAGUGUGGCUCACGAACAAACUGUGAGCAAUUUCAUGGCUGCCUUUAGGCUGGAGAAGCCACAGAAGAGCCCAGGUUAGACCAAGGGUGGCUUUGUAUGCACUUGAAAGCCAGCUUUCCUGCCUGUAUGGUGAAGCCUGGUGGGCGUGGCAGGUAGAUGAUCAAGGUCUGAUCAAGGUCAUUGGCUGCACAGAGCACUGUGUCUGUGAGAACUGGAGACCAUUACCAUGGGAAAUGCUUGGCGCCAGGAACACUGCAGGGGAGCUGGGGAGCCUGUGUGUUAAGGAUUUUCCAGCCCUGGGAGUGGGAAGAUGAGACUCUGCAUUCAGAUCUGAGUUUGAAUUCAUCCUCUCUUGUUUACUGGUCCUCUGACUUUUGUCAAGUUAUCUACCCGCUUUGAACUCCUGUUUUCUUGUCUCUCAAAACAGGAGAAUUACAGCCUGCUGCUAGAGUGUUUGAUCAGGGUAAAUGAUUUGUGUCUAUAAGAUGCCACGUACAGUCACAAUCUCAGUGAGAAAUGGGCUGUCGCCUCUUCUUCUGCAACUCAGUGCUCGAUAAGACAUCGGGGGAAAGCCAGUCCCUAAUUUGUAUGUGAUGCAAUGAGGAACAAAAUUAACGUCUUGCCUUUCCCUAGCAGGAUUCUUAUUUCUUUGCUUCAUUUACCUCUUUCCUCCUUUACUCUCCCCUUUCACCUCCUCCACCAAAAGAGACUGAGUCUGUCUCAGAACACUACAUUCAAAUUACUUUAAAUGUUGGCUCAUCCCCAUGAAAUUACAGUGAAAUUAAAAAUAAUCUGUACACGUCCCAGACAUGAUUAUAUUUGAUUUACACACACACACACACACACACACACACACACACACAAUCAGGCUACCUCCCAUUUGCUGAGGGAGAAGGACCACUUUUUCUGAGUUUUCAUUCACUGAGCGUGAGAGCAAAGUCUCUUAAGCAGAAAUUCGCCUGGCUUCUUGCAUGGUUUUUUAAAUUGGAUUUCUGCUUUGUGUCCACAGAAAUAGACUCCUAUUAGAAGAGGGGAAGUGGAGACAUAGAUAUUCUGCUGAGAUAUUGGUGUCAUCAUAUUUGAGUUGGAAAGGACUUACGACAGCAUAGAGUCGUACCUUUUUAUGGGAUCUGAGGAGGAGGAGAAAGGAACUCAGAUAGAGAUCCAGGAAGAUAUCCGACUGUGUUAAGAGAGGACAGACACAGUGACACGGGGAGCGAGGACACUUGCAGCAAAUGUAAGAAUGCCGGUGACUGAGUUAGAAGCAUGCUCCCAAGCUGUCCGUGUCCUUGCCAUUCAGAAGCGGACCCUGGAAGCUUCCAAAUUUCUCCAGAAUGCGUUCUACAUUCACUUUCGGCAGUUGGCCCGCCAUAUCUGCAGUUUCCACUUCAUGGAUCCAGAUGGCUGAUUGUAAAGGGACUCGAACAUCCUUGGAUAAUGGAAUCCAGGAUCGGGGGUUCCUGAAACCAACCCCUCGAGGAUACUAAGGGAUGACUCUACAUGUAGGAGUGAAAUUGCUGAGCCAUAUAACUCUAACCUUUUGAGGAAACAACAGACUUCUCCAAAGAAGCUGCACCAUUGUCCCUUUCCACUGGCCGCAUAUGAGAUACCCAGCUUUCCCUGCACCAUUUGUUGAAUAGACAAUUCUUUCCAUGGAGUGUUGUUGGCACCCUUGUGGAAAACUGACUGUAAAUAUAAGGAGACUGAGAAUUAAGUCUUCUCUCUUUGGGUGGAGCUCAUUAUCAAUGACGGGAAGUUGUAAGGAAAAAGAUAUUGAUUCAUCCUGAGAAAACAUUUUUCUGAGAGUCAGCAGUGAAGAAGGUGGACACUGAAGAAGGUGAUCAUUGUUCGAUUGAGACGAGCCCCGGGUUGUACGGAGUCAGCAUCCCUGUCCUGGACACAGCCAGUGCAGAGCUGCGUGAACCCAGAGUGGAUCGCUGGCCCUCCUGCGCAUGGGCAGUCGGUGCCAGCUGGACCGCGGGUUGGAAGCUCCAGCACCGAGCCGGGGAUCGGCCCCAAAGUCUUCUUAGCUCUGUCGACCGGACAAGCUCAGCGGCGUGGGCGCUGCUCCCUGGGCUGAGAGCCUCCGGCUGUAAAGCCCAGCUUCUGGUGGAGUCGGGAAAGUGGAUCCUCAGUGCUGAGCGAGCUUCUGUCUCCUCCCUCAGUGUUUCUGCCCCAGGGCCUGCAACAUGAGCAUCCCUGACUACGUGCAGUUUGCUGAGGACUAUGAGACUCUUCCCGUGGUGGUCAAACCAGUGGGGAUCAUCUCAGAGGAGAAUUUCUUUUGCAUCUAUAAGCGAACCUCCUUGGUGAGCCAGAUCAGCCCGUGCAGCUCCCAGGGCGCACUCUCUACGCACUACAGGCACCACUAUGCGCCCAAGAAUGGAUGGAGCUUCUUCCAGACACACCGCAUGGUUGUGGGCCUUGUCACCAUUACCGACUGCCUCUCGGCCAAGGCCUUCGAGAAGCUCCACGUGCAGAGGAGCUGUAUGGCAUCAUGCUUAAUGACUCUCAGCUCUUUGUCUUUGUGCUGCAUGGGGAGGUAAGCCAAGCAGCCGCGCACCGACGUGGCCUUCAAUCUAUGAGGACUGCAGGGUGGUGGAGAAGAGGAUCGAGGACUUCACUGAGUCACUCUUCAUCUUGCUCAAGUCCAAGUGGCUGGAUGGGGCCCCUGACAAGUCUGGGGACAAGAUCCCACUCCUCUGCAUGCCGUUUGAGAAGGAGGACUUCAUGGGACUGGACACAGACAGCAGGGCCCUGUGAUCUACAUGCCCGCACUCACCAUCUGCUCCUUGGAGAUGAGGUGUCAGGUUUAGGAGCCUGGGCACUGCUGAGGGCACAGCUGCCAGCACCGUGCUACACGGAGGCUGGCUCCGUUCACCUCACAUGUCACCUCCUGCUGAUCCACCAGGCGUCAGUCAAGCUGACGUCCACCACUGUCGGCCUUGUCGUUAGUUUGCGGUAGUGAGUCUCCAACACCCCAGUCAACUGUGAAGGAAGAUGCUUUGGCCGACGUAGGACCUUGGAUUCUCACCCCCACCAUGGUUCAUCUCACGCGGUGAAAGUGUUUGGCCACCACCAUCAUGCUGACCAUGAGGCCUUGUUUCUCCUUGCAUGCUCUGGUCCAAAUGUGGACACUUCAUUUCACUGAAUUUGUCUCGCUUCAGACAGGAGAGAAUAUCUGAAGGAGUCCAUCACAUUGUGGGUGGGGAACAGAUCAGAAGUAAAUGUCGCAAGUAGAAGGAGUCUAGUCUGUCCGGGUUGGCAAAUGCAGGCUGGGAUCGGUGAUGGCCGGGCUAUGCCCUGGACACAGGCCUUUCCCGUGUCUCCCGAGAGCCCAGGGGUCGGAGUGAGAACAGCCUGGCCUGGGUUCCUCCAUCCUCGUCUGCUUACUGACAACUGUUUCUGCUAAUUAGGAGUUCCCCCACACCUCGGGCCCUUCAAAAGACCACGGGAGAACAUUGAGUCCCUUCUCCUGGGCCUCCUUUGUGAGAAUACAGUGCCUUCUGAGGUGACCAGUGGCAGGAGAUGCCUCCCCCUCCAGGGAGCACCCUUUGGAGGACUGUGAGUCAGUGCACCAUGCUGUGAGCUUGUGGGGUUCCGGCCGUGGUCCCUGCAGAACCAGACUUGAGAUGGGCUUAGUGACGGAUAUAACAGGACUGAUUCCAGGGCAGGGCUUGGGGGAGGGAACAGUGGAAAUUGAAUGUGACCUAAAACACAUAGGUGGGUGCUGGGGCUGUUACUAAAAUGGGGUGUCAGGGAGGUACCUGCCAGGAAUCGAAUUCCAGAGUAAAUGGUGGACAUGAGGCAUUUUUAAGAUGCCAUUUGUCAUCCAAGUUAGGACUUCAAAGAGGCACUCGGGUCUAAGGCCCUGGGGCUCAGGUGAAGGAGCCAGACUAGAGAUACACGUUGGGAGUCGUCAUUCUUAGCUGGUGUUCACAGACGCGCAUGUGAAUUAGAUCAUCUUGAGAGCUGCAGACUGAGGCUGAUGGGGGGCAGGGCUGUGCCUGGGUUGGAGGAAAGCCCAGACCAUGCAGCUUUCGUGUGUCCGUCUGCGGCGUUUGCGAUUUUCAAACUAAUGCCAUUUAUCCUUAAGUGGCCGGGGGUUGGGCAGGGCCAGCCUGGAAGAAAUCUGAAAGGAGGUUCGUGGCCACGUGUGUGUCUUGGGAAGACGCAGAUUCUGCAGGGUCCGGGAGGGUAGAUUUCUAAGAAGCUGGAGUUGGAGUGGGGAGAAAGUAGUCACACUCACCUGUGAGGGAGGGAGGGCGUCCUUGGGAGUCGCCACCCUACUGGACUCGCUUUCCAAUGAACAGAAGGCAAUCAGACAGAGGAUCUGAGGUGAGAAGAGAUGGGCACUGGGAGGGGAGCAAACCUGGAGAAUGGUGCGUGCAAAGUUCUGGAAUAGUCUCCCUGAAAAUUUGAGUUAAAAAUACCCAGACUCUUAAGAACAUUGAUAGUGACUGGGGAGGAGGCAGUUGUUUUUCUGGCCUACUAAGAGUAAUGCAUGUAUUCAGGGAUACACAGAAGAUUCGGGCAGUCUUUUCCAGGGGUUUGAUCCUUACCAGGGGGAACACUGCAAGUUUAAAGGGGGAGAAGGGCAGCGGAGGGAAGCUAGUCAGUCCCCGUGUCAGGUACCAGACGGCAGCCCUACUUGCGUGUUGCAUUCUCAUCCAUGCCUCCCAGUUGGGCGAUGGCAGCUCCCUUUUGCGGAUUGGGAAGCCUUCUCAGAGGGGUUAAGGAAUUGGUCCGUUUAGCGGCUAGUCAAUGCUGUAGCAGGAUUCAAGCAGGGCCUUGUCAGACUUCAAGGGCAUGUUCUCUCUACUAAUUCCGGUACCUCUCUGUUGUACCUGGAUUGGUGAAUUGGGUCAGUUUUGGAGCCUUUCACAAAAAAUACGAUUUAAGUGUCUCAGGACAGUUUCACAAAGCUCAGUGUUCUUUGAUGGUUCAGAAGCACCGCAGUGCUUUUCGCCACACAGAGGUAAGGUCUUACUCCUUGCCGAUGACGUGGUUGCAAAUGACGUACAGGUGCAAAACCAGACUUAGGAGCUUCUGAAGGGAAACUCUCCAGUUCUCCCUUGUUCGGCUUUCUUCCACGGGAUGUAACUGCUGCAGCAUAGGCCUGAGCUUUCCAUAUGGAGUGAGGGUUUGAUAACCAAAGUUAGCAUAAAACGGUCAGAUGAAGAAAAUCGACGUUGACAAUUUAUUUUUGGGUUACAUUAGUGAAGAUAUUCUAUCAGUUAAUGACCCAUAUAUCGAAUGAAAUUGAGUACAGAACAUUGCAAUUCUUACUUUCUAUUUAGAGUUCUCUUACAGAGUAAGGUUGCCUGCUUUGGAACAUCAGCUCCACCACCACGGCACCUAUCAGUGUGUUGGUGUGAUUGCAUUUAUGCAGUCAAUGUAAUCUGGGCUUCCUCAGCCCCAAACACUCCAGUGCAGAAUCACGGGCUGUAGCCAUCUCUUAGUCACGCAAAUACUUCUAAAAUUAUAUGAUGCCAGAAAAGAAAGAAGAGGGAGAGAGAGAUUGCCUUUAUCAAAGUUCCUUUCUAUUCUAACUGCAAACUGUUGUUGAACAGCUCUGGUUUCCUUUGGAUAUGAAUAUAUACAUUUCUUUGCAUGUAACCCGGGUUUUGGACUAGAACACCAAGCUCUUGCUGUCCACAAGCCACAAAAAUAGUAGCCAAAUUGCACAGGUGCAAAAUAGUUUAUACUUUUUUCUGAGAAAGAAUCCUUGAAUUUGGGACUUGGGCUGUGAUUUUUGCUUUUUGCUUCCCCCACCCCUCUUGUAAUCUCUCACUCCUUCCCACGUGGCCCCCAAGAGUUCGUGGUUUCAAAGGAGUGGGCAAACACCCAGUUGGUCACCAUGUACUGUUGCUAUAGAUGGAGCCAUGCCAAGACCUAAAGGACAUUAUCAGAGAGGACUUCCUGGAAGAAAUGGGCUCUACAUUCAAUCGUGAGGACAGAAAGUUGGUCUCUUCUCUGCAAUUCCACCCUGGCAGAUGUGAUGGUGGUCAGCGUGCUGGUGGGCAGUCAUUUGGGGACUCCCAGGAGCCAUGCUGAUUCUCCUGAAUCUCUCAAUCGGGGUUACAGAACAGUCGAGAACCGAAGGAAGCCCAUUCACGUGAGGAAGCCCCGUAUGCAUAAGCAGAUAUUUCCAUCUUCCCCAUCGUCCCCCAGCCCCAAUGAGCCACUCUUCUCUCUCUGUGGAUUUGCCUGUACUGGACAUUUCAUUUAAAUCGAGUCACUUCAUUACGUUUUGGUUACUGAGACCCUCGAAUUCCCAUAUGAAUUGUAGCAGCAGCUAGUCAGUUACUGCAGAGGAGCCCACUGGGAUUAUGAUCGAGACCACGUUGAAUAUAUGGAUCGCUCUGUGGAGCACUGACAUUCCAAGAGCACUGUCAUCUGAUCCAGGAAUGUGCGUGGUGUGUCUGUCCAGGUGCCCUCACCUCCAGUGGCAUCCAUCCAGACACCAGCACUGACACUGGCCGUGCUCAGAACUGCCUCAGCCCUGAAGAUACAACUGACAAAUAGAAGGGGGCCAUGCCCUGUUACAGCAGGUGCUCUCAAUUUGUGGGUCCUUAUGUAACUGUGCGUUGUUAUUCAGGAUCGCCCAUUCUACAUUGUGUGACGCUGCUGCGGUGUCUCCUAGUUAUUUAUUUAUGAACCUCUGUACAGUUUUCCCCAAUGGCUCCACCAAACUGCAUUCCCACCACAGUGCAGGAGGGUUCCCAGUUCUCCGUAGCCUCUCCAGCAUUUACUGUCUGUGAACUUCUGAAUGAUGGCUAUUCGGAUUGGUGAGAGCAUUCCUAGGAGAGAAUUCAGCAGUGCAGCAUCCUCUCCGAGCUCUAUGAGUUGAUCGGCUUCCACCGCAAGUCCGCCUUCUUCAAGCGGGUGGCCCCCGUGCAGCGCGCGGCCCCCGGCAUCCCGGAGCCUGGCGGGAAGGUCUUCUCCCGACUCCUUCUGCAGACGCUUCCUGGCUACAGUCUGUCGCGGGAUCUGCAGGACUUCAGCAAAGGUGUUGGAACUAAAACAUUGCUUCAGUCCCAUUAACCCUGCCUGGUUUGGGCCCUGCUGUCCUGUCUCAUCAGGGUGAAUUCUGAUUCGUUUAGAAUAGGGCUCAGCAGACUUUUUCUGUCAAGAGCUUGGGAGUAAAUAUUUCAGGGUCUGCAAACCUCCUGAUCUCUGGUGCAGCUGCUCAGCUCUGCUGUUCAGACGCCAGAGCAUCCGGACAUUCCACACACCCACAGAGCUUUAUUAACAGCGGUGUCUGGGGCUGGAUUCAGUGUAUGAACUGCAGUUUGUCCCCACAGCCUCCUCACUAUUGACGCCUGCACCAGAGCGUGCAUUUGCGACAAUGGGUGAACCUGCACUGACACGUCAUCAUCACCCAGAGCCCAGACUUGACACUAGGAUUUACACUUGGUGGUGUGCACUCUGUGGGUUUGGACAGAUGUGAAAUGACAUGUAUCCGCCGUCACAGCAUCAUACAGAGUAGUCUGUCUUAGUGACCUUAAAAUGCUCCGUGCUGCACCUCAUUCAUUGCUCCUUCCCCUCUAGCCUCUGACAGCCACUGAUCUUUUACUCUCUUUGGUGUUCCCUUUCCCAGAACACCAUACAGUUGGAAUCAGACAGUUGCGGAACCUUCCCAGAUUGGCUUCUUUCACUUAGUAAUAUGCAUUUAAGGUUCCUCCAUGUCUUUUCCAUGCCUUGAUAACUCAUUUCAUUUUAGCACUAAAUAAUAGUCCACUUUCUGGCUGGACCACAGUUUAUCCAUUCACCUACUGAAGAAGAGCUUAUUUGUUUCUGAGUUCUGGUGAUUAUGAAUAAAGCUGCUAUUAACAUCUGUA
Camelus dromedarius (Arabian camel) is the source of this 12966-nucleotide messenger RNA. RefSeq lists its product as uncharacterized. The record is from RefSeq and is a predicted model, not a curated record. The transcript is spliced from 34 exons. Bases 711 to 1532 code for a protein of 273 amino acids. NCBI's taxonomy places the organism in Eukaryota, Metazoa, Chordata, Mammalia, Artiodactyla, Camelidae.